AUGUCGAACCAGCCUGCUCCGGAGCAGGGAGUUGUGUUGCUGAACAGUGGCCCGCACAUGAAGAGCAAGAAGGGGCUGGAGGCUGGGAAAGUGGAAGGCCUGCAGGCCCGGGGCCAGUGGGCCAGCAAGGCAGAGUUCCUGCUGGCUGUGGCGGGACAGAUCAUAGGCCUGGGCAACGUGUGGAGAUUCCCCUACCUGUGCUACAAGAAUGGAGGAGGUGUGUUCUUUGUGCCCUACCUGUUGUUUCUGGUUCUGUGUGGUGUUCCUCUCUUCCUGAUGGAGACCUCUCUGGGUCAGUAUACCAGCCUGGGAGGGGUCAGCGCCUGGAGGAGCAUCUGCCCACUGUUCGGAGGUGUGUUCUUUGUGCCCUACCUGUUGUUUCUGGUUCUGUGUGGUGUUCCUCUCUUCCUGAUGGAGACCUCUCUGGGUCAGUAUACCAGCCUGGGAGGGGUCAGCGCCUGGAGGAGCAUCUGCCCACUGUUCGGAGAUACCUGUGUGUUGUUUGACUGUCAGAACCUAACAUCUGGGACCAGCCKACCAGAGAACGCGACCUCACCUGUCAUCGAGUUCUGGGAGCGGGAGGUCCUGCAGCUGUCCAGUGGACCAGAUGAGCUGGGGCCAGUCAGCUGGAGGCUGGCUCUGUGUCUGCUGCUAGUCUGGGUCGUCUGCUACUUCUGUGUGUGGAAGGGGGUCAAAUCCACUGGCAAGGGCAUCGUCUACUAUCUCAAUCCCAACAUCACCGCCUGGCAGACCCACAGGGACUGUUUUUCCCUGUGCCUGCUGAACAGUGGCACCAGCUUCCUGGCAGGCUUUGCCAUCUUCUCUGUGCUAGGCUUCAUGGCUCAGGAGCAGGGUGUGGACAUCGCAGAUGUGGCCCAGUCAGGCCCUGGGCUGGCCUUUAUAGCGUACCCUCGGGCUGUAGCCAUGAUGCCUCUCCCUCAGCUGUGGGCUGUGUGCUUCUUCCUCAUGAUCAUCAUGCUGGGGCUGGACACACAGUUUGUGAGCCUGGAGGCCCUGAUGACCUCUGUGACUGACCUCUACCCUACGGUGAUCCGGCGGGGUUAUCGACGAGAGCUGCUGCUGCUGAUGGUGUGUGUCGUCUGCUUCCUKGUUGGCCUGGUCAUGGUCACCCCGGGUGGUCUCUAUGUGUUCCAGAUCUAUGACCACUACUCCUGUAGUGGGGCCAGUCUGCUGCUCCUGUCCAUCUUCCAGUCRGUGRYCGUGGGCUGGGUUUACGGGCCUGACAGGUUCAAUGACAACAUUAAGCACAUGAUUGGCUACAGCCCGCURCCCUUCUUCAAGCUGUGCUGGCGCUACCUGACGCCAGCCUUGUGCACGGCGACGUUUGUGUUCUCCUUGGUGUGCUGGUCCCCUCUGUCCCUGGGGAAGGGCAUAGUAGCCCCGGGGUGGGCCACAGCUCUGGGAUGGCUCCUCACCCUCUCCUCUGUCUCCCUGCUGCCCCUCUGUGCACUUUACGCCCUUGCCACCACCCCCGGCAGCCUAACACAGCGUUUCCGCCGGCUGUGUCGUCCUGCYCCCGACUCCAAUUUGGCCAUGGACCACCGGACCACCUCUCUCACCUUUGAACCCUGUCUGGCUCUCACUGCCGGAAAUCCAAUGAGCCAAUCGCAGACGUGA
This is a messenger RNA of Salvelinus sp. IW2-2015, 1638 nucleotides long. NCBI's taxonomy places the organism in Eukaryota, Metazoa, Chordata, Actinopteri, Salmoniformes, Salmonidae. The record is from RefSeq and is a predicted model, not a curated record.